Molecule: messenger RNA, 1727 nt
Organism: Austrofundulus limnaeus
Lineage: Eukaryota; Metazoa; Chordata; Actinopteri; Cyprinodontiformes; Rivulidae
Gene: phlda1
Product: pleckstrin homology-like domain, family A, member 1
Exons: 2
Coding region: 511-987 (158 amino acids)
Biological process (GO): positive regulation of apoptotic process
Molecular function (GO): phosphatidylinositol phosphate binding
Source: RefSeq, a predicted model, not a curated record
AAAAGAAUAUUAAACAAUUUUUUAAUGAAUUGAAGCRAUCUCAAUGUUUUUCUAUAAAAUGGAAAUAUUUGCAAAUAGUUUGAGAAGUACAAAAUUAAAAAAGCAGAAGUUAUAGCAUCUAUCUGAACUUGAACACUUUGCUGCAGAAGUUUUGCGAAAGAAAAACAAAUCAUAAUUUCCAUAAUUAGGUUCAAACAUUUGUACAGAAACAUAAAUCUAAAGUAUAAAGUAAAGARUACUAGUGUAUUUAAAAGUACCCCCAGUUCUCUGGGUGUAUGAAGAAGAUGGUGUCAUCUGUGAGGGUUGUGUUGGGGGGGCGGUGCUCUCUCUCAGACCCCUCCCGCCUCACAAAGCCCCUUCAAACACUGACCAGCAGCGAGCCGAGCUGCCGUCUGUCAGACAUUAAUCCACAGAACCAGCUCAUGUCCUGACCCCCCAGGACACACCACACAUCAGUCCGCUCAGCGAAGCGCUCAGCCGGCUGCGAGUCCCGAGGCGACCGGGCCGAACAUGCUGGAAAACGGGAGGAAGGUGUUGAAGGAGGGUCUGCUGGAGAAGCGGAGCGACGGGCUGCUGCAGCUGUGGAAGAAGAAGCACUGCGUCCUGACGGAGGACGGCGUGCUGCUGCUGCCGCCCAAGCAGCACGACCACCCGCAGCAGCAGCAGCAGCGUGGCGGCGGCGGAGGAGGAGGCGGAGGAGACACGGGCAAAGUCAAGGAGCUGCACUUCGCCAACAUGAAGACCGUGGACUGCGUGGAGCGGAAGGGCAAGUACGUCUACUUCACCGUGGUGAUGACGGAGGGGAAGGAGAUCGACUUCAGGUGCCCGCAGGACGAGGGCUGGAACGCGGAGAUCACCCUGCAGAUGGUCCAGUACAAGAACCGGCAGGCCAUCCUGGCCGUCAAGUCCACCCGGCAGAAGCAGCAGCUGCUCGUGGUGCAGAUGCCCGGCCACAAGACCGUCCGGAGCUCCCCGAACGUGGCGUGACCUCCUGCGGACACCUCCGCGGACAGAGGCGGUGAAAAUGACACUCGGCUGAGGAUAAAUCUGACCCUGGGUCUCAUCCCCCCACCCGCUGCUGCUCCACCCAGUUCCAUCCUUCAGGAGAAGACCGCUGUCRUGUUGUGAACUCCACAGACCGGCUCCUUGCUCCUGUCAGCACAGAGACUURCUUCACAAAAGACUGAUGGACUAAAAGCAUGUGAGAAAACAGCUGUAUUCCACCGUGCAAUGGGUUCGUCUCCUAUUUAUUAGACAUGUAUAUAUAUUUUUUAUAAACUUGUUCCGUCGUCGAUGAAUGUUCCGUGCGGAUGUUGUUAGAGUGGAACAGGAAGUACUUGGUCUGCAGGUUAGUCAGCUGAAAAUCCCCACUAAACAGAAACGUUUGCUGAAAGGUUACACAGCCURUAACCUCUGAGAAAUGUCAGUGACACCAGUGGACGGGUCCUUUCACUGACCUUUAACAAACAUUCUGCAAAUGUUCCCAUGUUUACUGAGAAGUCACAUAUCUGAGGAUGGUUGCUGUAGGUUAGUCAAACUGGUUUUAUAGUUUAUAAAAUGUGUCAUUGUCCGUGCUUUCAGUUUUUUCAACAGAGCCAAAGACUCAUUUGAUACAUUUUGCCCAGUGUUUCACCUCAUUAUAUAAAAAGUAAAUGAUGAAAUAUUUGCUCCAACAUAUAAAAAACAUUUGACAUGCUUGAUUAGUAAAUAGCUACAGUGUCUUUUAA